Phodopus roborovskii (desert hamster) is the source of this 1462-nucleotide messenger RNA. RefSeq names its product zinc finger protein 728. NCBI's taxonomy places the organism in Eukaryota, Metazoa, Chordata, Mammalia, Rodentia, Cricetidae. The transcript has 4 exons. The record is from RefSeq and is a predicted model, not a curated record. Gene Ontology annotation, cellular component: nucleus. Gene Ontology annotation, molecular function: DNA-binding transcription factor activity, RNA polymerase II-specific; RNA polymerase II cis-regulatory region sequence-specific DNA binding. The coding region runs from base 48 to 1370 and encodes 440 amino acids. Gene Ontology annotation, biological process: regulation of transcription by RNA polymerase II.
CAAAGUUAGGUGCUGGUCCUGCUCAGCGCUGCGCUUGGAUCUCUGCCAUGGAGGAUAUUCUGUCAUUCUGGGAUGUGACCAUUUAUUUCUCUGCCGAGGAGUGGGAAUGCCUGGGCCCUGCUCAAUGGAAUCUGUACAGGGAGGUGAUAUUGGAGAAUUAUAGCAAUCUGGUGUUCCUGGGUCUUACUUCAUCAAAGCCAUAUCUGGUGACAUUUCUGGAGCAAAAACAAGAGCCUUUAGACAUGAAUAGACAAGCAACUGCCACCAUGCAGCCAGGAAAAGAACAAUAUACAGGCAAAGAACAUGAUAAAACCCUCCAUUGGGACUCACCACAUACUAACCAGCAGAUGACACAUUUAAGAAUGAAGCCCUAUAAGUGUGAAGAAUGUGGCAAGUCUUUCUGUUUCCCAUCAUUGCUUUCUGUACACAAGAGAACUCAUACAGGAGAGAAACCCUUCAAGUGUGAAAUAUGUGGCAAGGCUUUCCACUCCCCAUCAUUAUUUUCUGUACACAAAAGAAUUCAUACAGGUGAGAAACGCUACAGGUGUGAAUUAUGUGGCAAGGCCUUCCAUUGUCCAUCAUUACUUUCUGUACACAAGAACAUUCAUACGGGUGAGAAACCCUAUAAGUGUGAUAUCUGUGGCAAGGCCUUCCAUUGUCCAUCAGUACUUUGUAGACACAAGAGGAUUCAUACAGGGGGAAAACCCUAUAAAUGUGACAUAUGUGACAAGGCCUUCCAUUGUCCAUCAGUACUUUCUGACCACAAGAACAUUCACACAGGAAAGAAGCCCUACAAGUGUGAAGUGUGUGGCAAGGCCUUCCAUGCUCCACCAUUACUUUCUGCGCACAAGAGAAUUCACUCAGGACAAAAACCUUACAUGUGUGAAGUAUGUGGGAAGGCCUUCCAUACCCCGUCAUUACGUUCUGUACAUAAGAGAAUCCAUACAGGGAAGAAACCCUAUAAGUGUGAAGUGUGUAGUGAGGUCUUUAGCACCUCCUGGCAAAUUUCCAGUCACUUGGUAAUCCAUUCUGGAGAGAAGCCAUACAAAUGUGAGGCGUGUGGAAAAGCCUUCUCUGCGAAGUCAUACCUAACAAAGCACAAAUUACUUCACAAUAUGGAGAAACUUUAUAGAUGCGAAGAAUGUGGCAAACAGCUCAACAGUUCUAGAAGCCUUCAAGAGCAUCAAAGAAUUCAUUCUGGAGAGAAGCCCUACAAGUGUAAAGACUGUGGUAAAGACUUCAGAACUUACACAGCACGUUCUAGACAUCGGACCGUUCAUAUUGGAGAGAAGUGUUACAAGUGUGGAGAAUGUGGCAAAACCUUUUACCAGUCCUCUGGUCUUAAGCAACACCAAAGAAAUCAUCUGUGAGAGAAUGCUCACUAGUGUGAAUAAUGUGCCAAGGUCUUUUGGGACACCUAAAAUCCAUACUGGAGAGAAAUGCCUUGAGUGUGAAAAAUGUU